AGCGUGUGUAGUAGUAGUUUCGACGUGUUAUCGAUACGUUUGACUUGUCGGUUUUUGCCUGAACAAGCGCGAUUGUGCGGUUUUUCACAAGUGUAUACAUAUCCCCAACCCUGUCAGUCGCAAAAAGUCGUUCGUGGUGAGCGGUUGCACAUAUGCCGCGAUUAACCGCAAAUUCAGGCGAUUAUUUUCCCUGAAUAAUUAUUAAUUAUUGGUCUAAGAUUGCUCCAAGGACGAUGGCGAGAUCCAUGAAGUAAUUUAACACAUCGACUUGUUUUUGUGAUUAUAUUCCCACAGUAGGAAGACGUAUUAUGCAGGAAAACAAUGAUAAUUUAUCAUCAAAUAAAACACGAAAGAAGAGAAACUGUACACUCGUCGAAGAAGACGAAAAUCGAGUAAGGAACCCACCGAAAAAGAGGAAGAGUAAUAGAUGUGAUGUCAGUUUUGUAUCUAGUGCUUCAGCAUCAGACUCAAAAUCUUCUCCAUCGUCCGUGAAGGUGGAAGCUAAGUCAAAACAAAUAAUGACGAACAAAACACCAGCGAUGUUAUUGCAAGAGUUAUCCACGCAGAGAUGCGGACAUGGUCCCACUUAUGAUUUAAUAACUCUGCAACAAGGUACACAUGAAAAUCUUUUGAAUACGUUGUUCACGUUCUGGAUAUCUCUGCAACAGGACGAGGACGAUCAAAAAGAAGCAAAGCAAGAAACUGCAAAGAAUGCAUUACUCCUUCUCCAAGAUUACUUAAAAGUGAUUGUGAACCAUUCCUUGCCCAAACAUCACAACAGUUAUCACCUGAUGAUGAAAGUGAAUUACCAAAAGUCGUCAACUAUAUUGGAGAAUUAGACGAUCUUUGCUUGAGGAAUAAUAUCACAGGACUAGAGUAUGAUCUCAUUGAUGAUUGUGGCCCACCACACCAAAAGAUUUUUACCUAUGAAGGUAGACUUGGACAAUCUAUUAGGUGAGGAACACGGCUAACACGAAGAAACAGGCGAGGCAAAAUGUCGCCAAGAUGAUAUUAGAGCGCUUGGAAGGUAUUGAAAUCAGUCCAUAUUUUGGUAUGAGUGUAUGGGACAUGACCACGCAUUUGACGUAUCAU
Messenger RNA from Dalotia coriaria, 1092 nucleotides. RefSeq lists its product as uncharacterized. The record is from RefSeq and is a predicted model, not a curated record. NCBI's taxonomy places the organism in Eukaryota, Metazoa, Arthropoda, Insecta, Coleoptera, Staphylinidae. The coding region runs from base 309 to 839 and encodes 176 amino acids. The transcript is spliced from 3 exons.